CGGCCUCACGGCUCUCUUUCUGUGUAUCUGUGUGUUGACGACGACGAAGCUGGCGCGGGAAGCAAGUGACCUGAUCCGCAGGGUCCGAAUUUACCUUUAUGCCCUCCCAGACGACAUUAACUGCAGAGAUAACCUCCAAUUGAAUUCCCUGACGCUUCCUUUUUUGCUCUGCGUUCGUCUUCUUCCUGUGUGUGAGCAAUCAAUCACUUCGUUAUUCACACAGGCCUGCCUUUAAUGGCCGCCUGACAACCUGCAAUUGCUUCCUUUUCGGAAUUUAGUUGCUCUCGCCAAACGCGCCAUUCACUCUUUCCUUCUUUUGAAUUCUCAUGGAAUUUGCUUGAUCUCAAUUUUUCAUCUUCAGUGGUUGGUGAGGCGGUGCGAGUUUAGAGUCAAGGAGCGGGGUUUGAAGUGUCAUUGUGCAGUUGAUGGGGAGCCGCUGUGUCUUUCCGUUGACAAGCUUGCAAAUUGGGGAUUUGCAAUCUUAUCUUUCACAUCUUAACCUUUUCCUAGCUCAUGAGAGUAAUAAAAUUUACAUAUUGGUGGACAACCGGCCAUGGUUGAAAGAUCUCAUCUCCCGCCCUACACACUUGUGGCAGUUAAUGGUCACCAAGUCCAGGAUGUCCCCGUUUGCAAAUACUAGAGGCCGGAAGGACAAACGGGGUACAGGAAAUAUGCAGGAAAUGCAAACUAAUUCAGAAGCAAGUACAAGUGAAUCUGACAAGGUUAAAAGAUGGUUUUCUCUGAUUGAUGCUGCAACCUUAUCCAGGAAAAGGGCACUAUUACCUGUGGAGAAAUUGAGGAAUUCUUUUAUAUCAAAUAGCAAACUGCAUAGGACCUUAUAUGGGUUCAUUGUGUUUGAAGUGUCUUGGAAUGAUGUCCGUGGCCUAAAUUAUUUAAAUGAGCUUCAGACAGAUACAUCACUUGCUAUAGAGGCUAAACUCAUGAGAAGAUGGGAAUUUGAUAGUGUAUCACAAGCUGCUAGAUGCAUACAUUUGUGGUUCCCAGGGACAGACACUGAGCAAAGUAUUUUGGGAGAAUACUUGAAUACAAUAGGAGAGGUGUUUUAUGACGCUGAAGAAAAUAUUUUGAGGACUAGCGACAUAGAUGGAAGUGUUGCUACAGUUGAUGAUAUAUGUGCCAAAGAUGAGACUCCUAGCAGUUCGAAUGCAAGUUUUAGUCUGUACCCAGAAACAAUAGAAAACAAUCCAUUCUGUACACCACCUGCAGCUGGACCUUAUAAGAGAAGAAAAGUUUUGAAGUCCUGCAUUAGAUCCGAUUUGUUCUCUGAAGAAUCAUUUUGUGAAACCAUUGGAUCACCAAUACAUUCACAAAGUAAUUAUUCAAGUGAGAGUGAGGAUGUAGUUGAAGCUACUGGGUACAAGGAUAUUUUGAUUUUGUUUAGGUUUAAUGAUUGUGACCUCCCUUUUAAAUUGAAGGACAUUAUCAUGUCUGAUCUGCGGCUUCUUACCCUAUUGGAGACGGGGCUUCCAUCAUGGGCUAUCUUCCUUCAGUCUUAUCCAGGAUUUUCCCGUCUUUAUCGUCCAUGGAUGUGCCCUCUUGCAAGAUUUUUAUAUGUGAUAAUCUCAGUAAUUACCGUUCUUAUAGGAUUUUAUGAUCUAUACAAAAAUGUGCCUCUUCUUAAAGCAACAGCAUCUCAUUUGUUUGGACCCCUUUUUGAUUGGAUAGAAACAUGGGAAAUGAUAUCAAGAAUUAAGUACUUGGGGACAAUGUUGUUUCUUCACAAUUUUGAGAAGGCCGUUAAGUGGUUCCUCAUGAUGACGCGUCCUGUUCAGUCAUUUCUUUCAUUUCUCACAAUGCCAAUGGCAGGACCAUUACUUGGGUUUUUGGACUUCUUACUUCCUUUCUGGAACAUGUGUACAGAACUUGUGGGGAGUUCUUUUUCAAUAAUAUGGAUGACAUUGGAGACUUCUUGCAGUCUGGUGGGGGAAUUUGUUGAGAUUCUAUUUUUGCCAUUCUGGUUUCUUCUGUCUGUUAUCUGGAACAUUGUGACAUUUUUGUUAAACCCUGUCUUUUGGCUUCUAUGGGAAAUACUCUAUUCCCCCAUUCGCUUGGUCCUGGGAUUGUGCAGUCUUGUCUCUGGUUUAUGCAUUUGUAUAUAUAGUAUAGUUCACGACUUGUGGCUAUUUUUGAGUAGCCUUAUCCGGUUCACUUCAGAGGUGGAAUCAACAGUGACUUCGUAUGAGGUUUCCAUGUGGCGUUCACUUUGGAAUGACAUUUUCUCCCGGAUUUUUCGUGCUGUUCGAAGCAUUUUUAAUGUUCUUGUUGCCGCCUUAACUGCCUGCAACAGGCAUCGCCUGAGCACUUAUAAUUAUGUACAAGGGUUUAUUCAAAGAUUAUGUCGGCCGGGUAAGAGUAUCUGCUCCAAAGACUAUAGUGACAGUAGACAAAUAUCUCUGGCUCAAAGGAUGUUGGAUGAUGAGGAAGUCUAUCAGCACGGACGGAAAUUCAGAAAGAGUAAGAAAUGAUGUGAUGAGAAGGCAAAGAUCCUCACAAUGUACAGAGUAAACCAGGGUCUGAGGUUGACAGUUUUUUUGUAGAGUUGAAGCUCCACGUUAAAGAAAAUAAUGUCAUACGGAAAAUUUAUUUAAUUUUUAUCCCCUUUCCUUCUGUUCUUUAAUCUUUUGUAAGUGCUGCCACUAUUGUAGCUGAGGCAUGUACAUAACUGUAUAUAUAGAGGUGUAAUUAGUUUAUACUGCGUAAAAUAAAUUAAAGGUUCGAGCUCGAGAAAUCAUUUUAAUAUUUAGUUUGAGCUAAAA
Molecule: messenger RNA, 2777 nt
Organism: Ipomoea triloba (trilobed morning glory)
Lineage: Eukaryota; Viridiplantae; Streptophyta; Magnoliopsida; Solanales; Convolvulaceae
Exons: 10
Coding region: 426-2486 (686 amino acids)
Source: RefSeq, a predicted model, not a curated record